Molecule: messenger RNA, 1101 nt
Organism: Scedosporium apiospermum
Lineage: Eukaryota; Fungi; Ascomycota; Sordariomycetes; Microascales; Microascaceae
Product: [Tau protein] kinase
Exons: 5
Coding region: 1-1101 (366 amino acids)
Biological process (GO): protein phosphorylation; signal transduction
Cellular component (GO): cytoplasm
Molecular function (GO): ATP binding; protein serine/threonine kinase activity; protein serine/threonine/tyrosine kinase activity
Source: RefSeq, a predicted model, not a curated record
AUGUCUUCGAGCCGGCCUUCAGCCUUCAACACCCUGCGGAUGGGAGAGGUGAUCCGCGAGAAGGUCCAAGAUGGAGUUACUGGAGAGACAAGAGAGCUCCAGUAUACGCAAUGCAAGAUUGUGGGCAAUGGAUCAUUCGGUGUUGUUUUUCAAACCAAAUUGUCGCCCUCUGGAGAGGAUGCCGCCAUCAAGCGUGUGCUUCAGGAUAAACGCUUCAAGAAGGACGAAGUUUACCUCAAUCUCGUGCAAGAGUUUGUCCCCGAGACAGUUUAUCGAGCUUCGCGAUUCUUUAAUAAGAUGAAGACGACCAUGCCGAUCUUAGAGGUCAAGCUCUACAUCUACCAACUCUUCCGUGCCCUUGCCUACAUCCACUCCCAGGGCAUUUGCCAUCGAGACAUCAAGCCUCAAAACCUUCUCCUCGACCCUUCCACCGGCGUUCUGAAGCUCUGUGAUUUUGGUAGUGCAAAGAUACUGGUAGAGAACGAACCCAACGUAUCAUACAUCUGCUCCAGAUACUACAGGGCGCCGGAGCUGAUCUUUGGUGCGACGAAUUACGCCACUAAGAUUGACGUCUGGUCAACAGGUUGUGUAAUGGCGGAACUGAUGCUCGGACAACCUCUCUUCCCCGGUGAAUCGGGUAUUGACCAAUUAGUCGAGAUCAUCAAGGUUUUGGGCACACCCACGAGGGAACAGAUUCGAACAAUGAAUCCCAACUACAUGGAGCACAAGUUCCCUCAAAUUAAGCCCCAUCCAUUCAGCAAGGUGUUUAGGAAAGCCGACGCGAACGCGAUCGACCUCAUCAGCAAACUUCUCGAGUAUACCCCAACGGAAAGAUUGUCGGCGAUCGAAGCCAUGGUCCAUCCGUUUUUCGACGAGCUCCGCGAUCCCAACACCAAACUACCAGACUCCAGGCACCAAACAGGCCAGUUGCGAGACCUGCCUCCCCUUUUCGAUUUCAGCCGUCAUGAACUCUCCAUUGCACCACAUCUCAACCACAAGUUGGUGCCCCCUCAUAUGCGUGCCACCCUUGCGGCUCGUGGACUCAACAUAGAUGACUUUACGCCUAUGAAGAAGGAAGAGAUGCUGGCCAGGCUCGAUUAA